Ziziphus jujuba (common jujube) is the source of this 2426-nucleotide messenger RNA. Its product is annotated as rust resistance kinase Lr10. The transcript is spliced from 3 exons. Gene Ontology annotation, molecular function: protein kinase activity; polysaccharide binding; ATP binding. Bases 238 to 2136 code for a protein of 632 amino acids. The record is from RefSeq and is a predicted model, not a curated record. Gene Ontology annotation, biological process: protein phosphorylation. NCBI's taxonomy places the organism in Eukaryota, Viridiplantae, Streptophyta, Magnoliopsida, Rosales, Rhamnaceae.
AAAAACUACUUCUAAAGACCAAUCCUAAUUUUAUUUUUAAUGACCAUCUUUUUUUCCCCCACAACGUCUAUGUCGAAGAAAAAUUAUAAAAUAAAAUUAUAACUGUUAUUGGAAAACAAAUAUAAAAAUAAAAUAAAUAUCUUACAAUUCUACGACGUGGGGGAAAAUCCUUAUAAUAUCCUAGAAUUGAGAAAUAGGAGCAUUUUUAUUUUUAUUUUUAUUUUUAUUUUUUCCCAAAUGAAUAUUUUCAUGGGCGUACCCACUUUCCAAAAUUUGUUGUUUAUCUUCUUCUUCUUCUUGUUUACCAUUAGUGGAAAGACAGAUGGUGCAGGCCCAGCAGGCCCAGAUGAUGAAUGCAAGCCGAUAAGAUGCAAACACAAUGGACCAGUUAUCAGAUUCCCAUUCCGGCUAAGAGAUCGGCAGCCAACCCACUGUGGCUAUCCGGGCUUUGAGCUUUCCUGCACCGCCGACAAGGAGAACAGUACGGUGUUGGAGCUACCUAGAUCAGUAAAGUUGUUAGUGAAGAAUAUCAACUACAAAAAUCAGCAGAUUCAAGUAUAUGAUCCAAAUAUGUGCUUCCUAAGACAGAUUUUAAACCUCAAUAUUUCUGCUUCUCCGUUCCAAUUUCCAUUCAUCUAUGAAUUGGAGUCUUUCAUCAUCUUCAAUUGUUCGUCUGGUUAUGAUUACUAUUAUGGCCUGAUCUCUUGCUUAAGCAACCAUGACUACAAAAUCAUAGCAAAACCAUAUAAGACUGAAACAUCAUAUUGGGAACUUUCCUCUUGCAAGAAGAUGCUUGACAUUCCGUCGGUUCCUGACUUCAUAAUAUACGAUUAUAAUCAAAAUAUUCCUACUAGUUUAGAAUGGUCCAAGCCAAUGUGCGCAAAGUGUGAAGCGCAAGGCAUGGAAUGUGUUUUGGAUAGAAAUAGCAGCCUAGCAACUCAAACCAAAUGUCUCUACAUUCCCAAGCAUAGUACAUCUGCAGGCAAAUCAAGAAAGCUUGUGAUUACAGGAAUUAUUCUAUGUUCCUUCCUUCUUGUACUAGUCGGCAUUGGAAUCUACAGGCUUCAUAGCACCAAUAAAAUAGAAAAAGAAAAUCGGCAAAAGAUCGAGAAGUUCUUGCAGGAUUACAGGGAUUUGAAGCCCACUAGAUACUCCUACGCUGAUAUUAAGAGGAUAACAAAUCAAUUCAAAGAAAAACUUGGCCAAGGAGGCUAUGGUACUGUCUUCAAAGGAAGAAUUUCCAAUGAUGUCAUUGUAGCCGUUAAGAUCCUCAACAAUUUCAAGGGUCAUGGGGACGAGUUUAUCAAUGAGGUGGGAUCAAUGGGGACAAUCCACCAUGUUAAUGUGGCUCGUUUGGUUGGCUUCUGUGCCGAUGGGGAACAAAGAGCUCUGGUUUAUGAGUUCUUAUCAAAUGGAUCACUAGAGAAAUAUAUAUUCUCUGCUGAUGGCCUGGGGCAGAGGCAGAGCCAUAGUCUUGGUUAUGACAAGCUUCAAGAUAUAGCUCUAGGCAUAGCCAAGGGGAUUGAUUAUCUUCAUCAAGGAUGCGAUCAACGAAUUAUCCAUCUCGAUAUCAAACCCCAUAAUGUCUUGUUAGACCAGAACUUCAUUCCCAAAAUCUCCGAUUUUGGUACGGCAAAGUUGUGUUCUAAGGAACAGAGUGCUGUUUCAAUGACUGCAGCUAGAGGGACCAUGGGUUACAUUGCACCUGAAGUGCUAUCUAGGAAUUUCGGGAAUGUGUCACAUAAAUCCGAUGUUUAUAGUUUUGGGAUGUUGCUGCUUGAAAUUGUUGGAGGAAGGAAGAACAUUGAUGUCAAUGUAGACAACACAAGUCAAGUGUACUAUCCAGAAUGGGUUUAUAAGCAUUUGAAUAAAGAGGAAGACCCUGGAAUGGGAAUUGUAGAAGAAGGACAAUUCAAGAUAAUCAAGAAACUCAUUAUUGUGGGGCUUUGGUGCAUCCAGUGGUACCCAGUUAAUCGUCCUUCAAUGAACAAAGUUGUUCGGAUGUUGGAAGGAGAUGAAAAUGAUUUGGUGAUGCCCCCGAAUCCAUUUGCUUCUGCAGAUUCAUCAAAGCGGAGCUCCACCGCGCUUAAGAGACCAAUGCACUCUGCACUGGAAAUUAUUUCUGAAUCAGAUUGAAUGAACCAUAUGCAGUUAUUUUCUUUUUGUAAAACUUUUAAAAGUAUCAUUAAGUUUUUGAACUUCUUAAGUGUAUCUGUACUGUCCUCGAACACCAAAUACAUGCCGACUCAAUAAUGAGACACAGUGUUUAUAUCAAGUGUUGUUAUUGUCAUCUGUUGUAAUCUUCUGUUACUUGUAGAUAAAUAUGUGUAGACUUGUUAGUCUUAUCUUUUGUAACUUGAGUCCUCUAUAUGUACCAAUUCAGUAUUCGAUACAAGAGUACAGAUUUUCUCAAAUUUUAUCUUUUA